CCUCAUCUUCUACCUUGAGAACAGGUUUGUGCGCUAAGAUUUUGUUACCCUUGAAUAAACUAUGUGAUACACAUAUUUUGUAUGCUCAUAACUUGCUCUUAUAUUUUAGUAAAUGUGUUCACAGUUAAUGAUUCCACUGUUUCUGAUAAUGGGAAAGAUCUACAUGAUCGCUCUUCCGUUUUUGAAGUUGGGUCUACAUCAGGAACGUGUAGUGAACAAUAUAAUAUUACCAUGCAUAACGCUACAAGCAAAGCUACCAAGUGUAGAAAAUAUGUGUUCAGUCAACAUACUACUUGACAUGGAAGCAGAACUUCUGGAAAAAAAGAAACGAAAAAGAAAUACUGUGUCAUGUCGUGAGUAUUAUUGUUACAAGCUCCAAAUGAGGGACGGUGAAGAAAAUGGGGUUUUACAUGCUGGAAGAGUAUUCCAACAAUACUCAGUUGACGAAUUCAUCAAGCUUGAGACUCAAAGGUUAGAUUUCUAUUCAUUUAAUCAAGAUUUAUUUAGAAUUGAUGCGUUAGCGGGGAUUCUUGAUGUUCUAAGACACGAAGAGAGAGAGAGCCAUGCAACAUUGGUAGACAAAGUUUUCUUCCUGCAAGUUUUAUAGGAGGUCCUAGGGAUAUGCACCGACGAUAUAUGGACGCUAUUGCGUUAGUGCAAAAUUUUGGGAAACCUGAUAUAUUUUUGACAAUGACAUGUAAUCCAUCUUGGCCAGAAUAGAAGAACAUUUAUUGGUAACAGAUGAGGUACAAAAUAGGCCCGAUUUAGUUAGUCGUGUGUUUAGAGCAAAGGUAAAGGAG
This is a messenger RNA of Nicotiana tabacum (common tobacco), 800 nucleotides long. The record is from RefSeq and is a predicted model, not a curated record. NCBI's taxonomy places the organism in Eukaryota, Viridiplantae, Streptophyta, Magnoliopsida, Solanales, Solanaceae.